Messenger RNA from Branchiostoma floridae (Florida lancelet), 12996 nucleotides. Its product is annotated as fibrocystin-L-like. The transcript has 78 exons. NCBI's taxonomy places the organism in Eukaryota, Metazoa, Chordata, Leptocardii, Amphioxiformes, Branchiostomatidae. The coding region runs from base 70 to 12996 and encodes 4308 amino acids. The record is from RefSeq and is a predicted model, not a curated record.
UGUAGUUAGUUAGCGAGUGGGGAUUUCAAGAAGAGUGCACCUCAUGUGAUAUAUAUUCCAGGCGAGAGGAUGGCUGUCCGGUUUUGGGCAGUGUUGGUGGUCAUUUCAGUAUGCUCUCACGAAGGUCUAGCGCAAGGAACUACCCGGAUCUCCGGAGUAGCCCCUCACGUGGGGAGCCUGAAGGGAGGAACCAACAUCAAGAUCUUCGGACAAAAUAUCCCAGUGGAUAUCAGCAUGACGUUUGCUGUUGUCCGUGUGAAGUUCCUGUCAGCUACCCACCAGUACCCGUGUGACGUAGAGGAAACUUCCGUCAGCACUGGGCAGAUAGAAUGUUACACAAGGGCUAUGCCAUCAGGCGUGUACACCCCCCAGGUGACCCUGUGUUCCAGUGCAGACGACUGUCAGGACAUCCCGUGUCUGGGGGAGGACGAGCAAGACUGCAAGUUUGAGACCAAAACCCAUUACACACCUUACAUCAAGUCAGUCACUCCUACAUCCGGGUACCCAGGAACCAUGCUGACGGUGUACGGUAAAAUCAUCACUUCCCUGUACGGCAGUGAGAGAGCAGAUAACGCUAACGGGAGGACGGAAACCAUCAAACGUUGUUACCUGGACGGUGCAGGACAAACAUGUGAGCUGAGGGAUGACAACGGAGAUAUGUACGGAGCUGAGAUGGAUGAUGAUGGUUCCAGUCGAUGGGGAACGUUCAAGGCGGUGCCGCAGGGCAAGUUUGUCGGCCACCAAAACAUCAGCAUCAUUGUCAGUGACAGAUACGGAAGGUCUGAAGGCACUUGGGAAGCUAAACGUGUUAGCGCCAAUAUGAAGAUGUACAAUUUCCAGACCUAUGCAAAGGUGAGUUCCGUGAGUCCCAGCGUCGGCAGUACUGAGGGGAGAUCCACUAUCACCAUCAGCGGGGAGUGGUUCGACUCGACCUCACAGGUCGCAACGGUCAUGGUAGGAGGAGAGGAAUGUAGCAGACAGGGGGACAUAACGGACACCGAGAUUGUGUGCCUGACGCCAAAGAAACCAACUAAGGAAGCAGUGUCCUACGCAGGAAACCGUGGUGUCUACAGGGAGGUUUGGGAGUACGAUGAAUCAUCAUCUAUACCUGCCCUGACUGACCUACCGGUCGGUGAACCCACAGAGAGCACAUGGAUAGACAGCUUCAGUUGGACCAACCGUUCCGAGAGUUAUUUCUCCCGCGUGAGGGGAUUCUUCAUUCCGCCCAACGACAACGACUAUCAGUUUGUGCUGCAAGACUGUGUGAAGCCCUCUGACGAUUUUGUCUUGUACUUAAGUCCGAGUGGACCUGAAGAUGAGCCGUUGGACGUUCUCGAAUGUCCCGAUUCCGGCCGACGCUGGUCAGAGAGGUACACACUGACCGGAGGCAAAAGUUACUACAUGGAGGUCCGCUACAGACACGAGUGGUCUAACGACACUCAGAAGGAGUUGAGAGGAGUGGCUAUGAAGAUGUUCAACACGGACUAUGUGGGAGGGCAGAACUACCACGCACAGAACGAGAAGCAAGAGAUCAAAAUCACCUCAACCGUCGUUCGCGAGAAACAGAGUAUCGUCCUCGGCAGUGAUGUACAAGACUUCACACUUGAAUAUGGCGGAGUUCAGUCAGAAACGAUCCAAGCCGACGCCUCUCAAAGACAGAUGAGGAGAGCCAUCGAGCAGAUGUUACAAACAGUGUGUCCUGACGAGGUGGCCAAUCCCAACCAGGCUAUCAGACAGUUUGCUGACGACUACGAGGGCGAACGAAACCGACCUGAAACAGGGUCGAGGGUAGAAGCUGAUGAGACCGAGCCUUUCUGUGGUAAACAGUCCCUGAAGAACCCGUCACAUCUGUAUCGUACCAACCGUGACCACAACCUCAACGCUAUCGACCCGAACAUGGACAAAGUGAUGUGCUUUGCCUACAAGGGCAACAUGGCGUCAAAGAUCGGCUUCCGUUUCCGGUACGACAGUAAUGAGGAGAGGGAAGAGGAGACUGCCUGGUUCGGCCCUGAAAAUGACACUAGUCUGGACUUCGCUGCCGACAGGGAGUGGAAAUACACCUGCAUCAACCUCCAGGCCUUGUUUUCCAACCUUCGACCACUAGCACCUAACGUCAGAAUCCAGGACAUCCAGGUGGCUUCAGAAGAAGAAGAUUCGGGUGAUGACUUCUUCAUCGACAAUAUUUUCAUAGGCAAAGUGGAGCCGAUGCCAUCAGAGAACGUGGCGAAUAGACGUCGCCUUGCAGCUCAGCUGGGUGGUACCAUGGUGAAGGAAGUGGAGGUGGACAAGGUUGAGAGCGGAUAUGACGUCACUUUCAUCCCGUACAACUGCGGGCACAGCUUCCCUCUCAUGCAGGCACAGGUGACGUGUUCAGGAGACUGUGGUGUGAACGUUGACCAGCUGCAAGUGGCGAGUCUUCCGGUGCAGGGCAGCUUCUACAUCACAUUCGACGGCAGAGUUGCAGAAGUACCAGCAAAUGCCACUGAAGAUGACCUGGUCGACAUUCUAAAGUUGGAACUUGGCAUUGACGCAAAGGUUGAACUUGAGGGAGAGUGUUCUGGUUACAAGUGGAAGAUAGAAUGGCUGCUGGAUGGAGGCGACAAAGAUGAUCUUGUGGUUGAUGGAACAGACCUGACAGGAAACGAUGUGAAGAUUGAACUGAGAAACAAUAACAAUGGCGGUCUGUGGUUCUACCCUAUCCCGGGUGAUAUGCUGCGCACCUGGCACGAUACCCCACAGGUGGAGGUGUCUAUCAACAAUAUCCCAUCCCGUUGUGAGGGAGACUGUAGCUUUUCUUGGGCGACACACAACACGCCUACUGUAACCAGUGUGAACCCCGAACAAGGACAAGGCGGGACGGAGGUAAACAUUGUCGGCACCGGUUUGAGCGCUGACUGUAAUGACAUCAGGGUUGUGAUUGGUCACACGGAGGAUACUGACGAAGGCGUGGUCUGUGAACCAACUUCAUGCGAAUCUAAUACCAUACAAUGCACAAUUGGAAGUUCCGGACGAGGACAACAUACAGUGAAAGUGUACGUGUUGCCACACGGAAACGAUCCGGAUGCAAACACGAACGGCAGGGCGACAGGAGACGUGUCCUUCACUUACCUGGGAGGCGUUGCUGGGAUCAGUCCAACAACAUCUGGACUUGGAGGUGGUGUUGAGUUGAAUGUUACUGGACAUGGUUUUGCCGAUGAUGACAUUCCUAUAGUUGGUGGAAAGGAUUGUGACGUCAUCUCUCGAAGCGACGAACAGAUCGUCUGCAUCGUUCCUCCAGGGUCCCCUGGGAGCGUAGUUGUUACUGUCAAUGGUGCUGGUGGCGCGGCCAUGACAGCUGCAGAUAGCUUCACAUACGACGCCGGUCUAAACCCCACCAUCACAGCAUACUCACCUAGUCGAAGUAGCGUUACAGGCGGAGAAACAUUGACAAUCGAGGGUUCAGGAUUCGGGAAUGCGCCAUCUCUUUUCUUCAGGGGUCCUGAAGAGAUCGUGGAGGUUACUGCAUCUGGAAGUGGGUCUAGCAUCACAUGUACCCUACCUGCCCUGGGACCAGGGACGUACGAUAUCUUGCUGUACGUUGAUGGGGCUGGUUAUGGUGUAAUGGACGGAUCCACGGCCUUCCCGACCAUUGAGUACGUUCUAAGUGUGACGGGAAUGUCCCCAUCCCGAGGGUCCCUAUCCGGCGGGACACUUGUGGGACUUUCCGGAGAGGGUUUCAGCACAGACGUCGAGGGAUAUUCCGUUAUGUUCGGUGAUACAGUAUGCGAGGUCGUAUCCAGCUCCUCUAAUGAGAUAUGGUGCAGAAUGACGAGCGCUGGUAGACGCCAUAUUGUGGACAACGGCGGGGCGCAUCCAAACUAUGGCAAUGGCUACGCCUGGAGCCACAGUACCCUGACCAUCGAGGAAGGAGACACGGUGGUGUGGAACUGGUCACCCCCUACUCCAGGUGUUGGGUUCUCCGUCAUGCAGACUACCGGUUUAGAUGGUGAACUCCUGCAAAACGGCUUCUCUAGUGGACCAAAGUCUAGCCAAGGCUCCUACUCAUACACAUUCAACGCCGUGGGUGAUUACUAUUACACAAGUGAUUGCGUUGAUGAGGACUGUAACAUCCAAAUGCCAGGGAAGGUGGAAGUCGUCAAAGCUGUGGACCGCACAGAGACCUUGUCAUUCAAACUCAACGGCAUGGAAGCGAUCUACAAUCCUACCGGAGUAGCACCUGCAUCUGGAGAGGCAUGCCCAGGUUCAACAAGUGAAGUGUUAGCCUGUCCUGCAGAUCCGUCUUCUACAUAUUCUUCCGACUCUCAGUUUAGCUUCGUUUUCCGUAACUGCCUGACGGCGACUGUCACCUCCCUGAGUCCUACCCACGGCACCGCUGGAGACACCAUCACCAUCCAGGGUACAGGCUUCAGCACAUCAACAUGCGAGAAUGAGGUUCUGAUUGGUGGAUACUCCUGUGACGUCACAUCAGUAUCAUCCAAUAGCAUCACGUGUACGGUCAACCCUGGUAGUGACAUGCCGGUGGGAACCUAUCUCCCGGUGUCUGUGAACAUCAAGAAUCGUGGAUACGCUAGAAUGGCCACUCCUGGAGGGGAAAAGUCUCGAAUGUUCGCUCUUAUACCAAAAGUUAUGUCUGUAUCACCGGAGCAAGGAUCCACCGAAGGGGGAGCCCAACUGACUAUCAUCGGAUCAGGAUUCGCGUCUUCGGUUGACAGCACCACUUGUACGAUCGGAACAGUCCUAUGCGAUAUCCAGUCUAUAUCUUACAACGAAAUCAUCUGUGUAACUCAGGCAGCAUCGGAGAGAACGAGGGACGUCACAGUUAGUCAGGUAGUGAACGGAUAUCGCAUUGACAGCGUUUGUGACCUAGGCGGCAACGGUGGAUGUCAAUAUGCCUACAGGGACUCGCAAACCCCAAGAGUCUCAACAAUAGACCCACCGACUAGUGGGUCUGCCACAGACAGUUUCACAAUCACGGGGACUUUGUUUGGAACCACUGUGGACGACGUAACGGUCACCUUCGGCGAAACGACACCCUGUGUCGUGACGUCAGUUACAGAUGACGUCAUUUCCUGCUCAGCCGGAAACAUCCCCGUUGGAGAUCAGCCAAUCAGCGUGCAUGUAGCCGGACGUGGAAACGCAGCUUCAACUGCAUUUGUGACAAGUCAAGCUGUGAUCGACUCCAUGUCACCGACAGAGGGGAGUCUUGCCGGCGGUACGACCUUGACCAUCACAGGCAACGGCUUUGACAGUGACACGGAGAUCACCAUGGACGGGGAGAUUUGUGAAAUCCUGUCUGUCAAUCUCUCCACCGUCACAUGUAUCACCCCUGCAGCAACCAAUGAAAAUGACCAUCAAGUUCAAGUAUCCGUGGUCUCCAAUGGACAAGCCUACCCACCACAGGACUUCACAUACAGGUCAACCCUAACUCCGAAUGUGGCUGGUAUCAACCCAGCUGUAGCCACCAGUGGAACAUUGGUAACCAUCACAGGGUCUGGGUUUGGCCAAACUACAGGAGACAACGAAGUGUCCAUUGAUGGCGCCCCUUGUGUGGUUGACUCGUCAUCGGAUACGGAAAUCGUCUGCACGCUCGGAGACCACGUGGCCGGCAGUGACUACACCGUGGACGUGACGGUUGUCUCGAAGGGAAUGGCGAGGUCAGGGGUCACGUUCAGCUACGAGUUGUCACUGUUGACUGUGACACCAAGUACAGGGAGUUUUGGAGGAGGCCGCACUCUGACGCUAACGGGAACUGGCUUUGCUGAAAACGCCACCGUCACCGUAUGCGGUCAUCCGUGCCCUAUCAGCAGUGUUGUACCCAACUUGAUAGAGUGCGAAGUACCAGCACAUGACGGGUUAGCCAGUGGCACAUUGGCUUGUGACGUUGCUAUUGAAGUUGGCAAAGAGACGAGAACUCUGAACAGCGCGUUCACCUAUGACAGCAACCUGACCCCUAUCAUCACCUCCGUCUCCCCUGGGAUGGGAGGUACCGCGGGAGGGACCACUGUCACCAUCACCGGAACAAGCCUUAGUGGCAUCUCGAGCGUAUCCAUAGCAGGAAGCGACUGUAUCAUCUCUGGAGUACCAUCGGAGACAGAGGUCGUCUGCGUGACUGAGGCCCACAGCGGGAGUGUGAACUCUAAAGUUAGGGCAGUGGGUACUGAUGGGAUUGCUACACAGGACAACGCAGACUUCUACUACGUAGACAGGUGGUCCUCUGUGUACACCUGGGGCGGGGACGGUUUACCUGUGGAUGGAGACUUUGUCAUUGUUCAGGAGGGGCAGACUUUACUGCUGGAUACUGACACACCAAUACUCAGGAUGCUGCUCAUCCAAGGUGGAACACUGUUGUUCCAUGACGAGGGAGAUGUGCACCUACAGUCUGAGUACAUCCUCAUCACGGAUGGAGGAACUCUUCAGAUCGGUACAGAGGAAGAGCCGUUCCAACACCAGGCCAUCAUCACUCUGCACGGACACCUGCGCUCCAAGGAGCUGCCGAUCUACGGCGCCAAAGUUCUGGGACUUAGGAACGGAACACUGGACAUACAUGGCUCCCCUGUUCCCGUAACAUGGACUCGUCUAGCUCAGACGGCAUCCACAGGGGCGACAACGCUUGUUCUGGAGCAGCCGGUCACGUGGAAGGCAGGUGAUAGUAUCGCCAUAGCAACGACGGGAUAUCGACAUAGCCAGACCGAGACGGAAGUGAGAGAGAUAGCGUCGGUGGAUCCAGAUGGUGUUACUAUCACACUCACAGAACCUUUGGAGUACGAGCAUAUUUCCGUGGAGGAGACGUUCCCAAACUCAGGAGUGACGCUGGAGACCAGAGGGGAGGUCGCCCUCCUCACCAGGAAUGUCGUCAUCAGGGGGUCUGAUGAUCCUUCUUGGCACGACGAAAUUGAAGCUUGUGAAGAAGGCUUCGACACGGGAGAGUUUGCCACACAGACGUGCUUCCAGGGUCGUUUCGGAGAGGAAGUCGGCAGUGACCAGUUCGGCGGCCAUGUUCUGAUCCACCAGCCAGAACCAGAUGCAGGACUCGUCACCGCUCGUAUAGAGCAUGUAGAGUUCACGUAUGUUGGACAAGCCUUCCGUCUGGGCCGCUACCCCAUCCACUCCCAUCUGAACGGUGACAUGAGCAGCUCGUACGUGCGUGGAUGUGCCAUCCACCGCAGCUUUAACAGGGCGGUCACCAUGCACGGUACACAUAACCUACUGGUGGAACGUAAUGUGGUCUUCAACAUCAUGGGCGGGGCUUUCUUCAUCGAGGACGGCAUUGAAACGGGAAACAUCGUUCAGUAUAAUCUUGCUUUGUUCGUGAGAGCCAGCACCAGUCUGUUGAACGAUGACAUCACGCCUGCUGGGUACUGGGUCACCAACCCGAACAACACCAUUCGGCACAAUCACGCUGCCGGAGGAACCCACUUUGGUUUCUGGUACCGCAUGCAUGAGCAUCCCGACGGUGCGUCCUACGACCCAGACAUCUGUCCACAGAGAGUUCCGCUCGGAGUGUUCCAAAACAACACAGUGCACUCCCAAGGUUGGUUUGGACUGUGGGUGUUCCAGGAGUACUAUCCUGCUGAGGGUGGAAGUUGUGGUUGGGGCGCCAAGCCAGAGCCUGCUGUCUUCAGAGGCCUCACUGCGUGGAGGAACGAGAAGGGUGCAGAAUGGGUUAAUGUCGGAGCCGUGCAGUUUGAAGACUUUGUUGUGGCCUACAAUGAGUUAGCUGGGAUCGAGAUGAAGCGAAUCCUGAGGCUGUCAGAGUGGGGCAAAGCUAAAAUCACCAAUGCCGUCCUCAUCGGACAUGGUGGAAUCUCCACCGGCCACAACGAGUGUACUAAAGCUGGAUUGGUGCUUCCUUUUGCUCGCUAUCUGACCAUCAGUGGGGCAAAGAUGAUCAACUUUGACCGAACUGGUUGUGCCGCAUUCGAGAUGACAAGCAUCACCGGGACCUGUAGCGACCUCUGUGCCGGUUUCCCAUACAAGGCUGAAGGGGUAGAAUACUUUUCCACUCCCAACAAGGCUAAUUUCCGUUGGGAACACGAGGGAUGGAUUGAAGAUUUAGACGGGUCCGUAACGGGAACUGCUGGAGGCACGGUCAUCCCGUCCUCCGCAACCCUUCCUCCCACAUGUGCGGUGAAUGUCGAGUUUAGUGCCGGCAGGUAUCCAGGAUCUGUCUGCACUGAUCCUAAUCUCAGGUUCCACCGUUUUGCCUUUAAAGACGUCCAGCCAGACUCGCUCGACAUGAGAAACGCCAUCUUGAAGAACGAGUAUGGCAACACGUCUGUGCCCUGGGCAAUGAAGAGAAUGACUCACAAGCCGGGCUGGAUGCUGGUGUUGGUCGGGAAGUCGACGUACACAUUCAGCUUCCAGGACUCCUCUCACAUCACCAACCUGACGUACUCAGGGAAAUUUUACGACAUGGAGGACACGGACUACAUCAUCAUGCAACACAAAUUCACGCAGACUCCCGAUAGCUUCUCGCUUGCCGAAAGAGGGGGUGACCACGAGGAGUCCCCGGCUGCAAUCAGUUACACCAACAAUGAGAACAAAGACUGGUACUUUGAUGAGGAAAAUGAGAAAACAUUCUCUUAUAUAGUCUCUGGUAAAGGAGAAACAUCCCCGGUAGAUCGAGGUGUAAAGAUGCAAGUCUACAGAUGCUUCUAUGAAGACUGCAUCCCCCCUGCAGACCCUAACGACGUCCCGCCUGACCGUCAGCGACCUGACGACUACGUCAUCUACACCGACCUCGCAUGGAAGAUGGACACUGACGGUUUCAUGGUUCCCAGUUCCUCUAUAACUGAUGACGCAAGGAACUCCAUUAACCUCCAAGAAGACGAUGACGUGAAGGUUAUGGGAGUGUCUUGGUUGGUGCUUGGGGAUGAGGAUCUACCAAAGCUUGGAAAACUCUACAUCUACACGGUACUGGAGUUGUGGGAUCCAGCCAAUCCAUACACCAGAGAUUACACACUGGAGGCCACUCAUAUCUUCAUACAGGGAGGACGACUGAUUGGUGGUUGGCCAGAUAAUCCUUACCUUGGCAACAUCCACAUCAUUCUCCAUGGCGACCACAACACACCCGAGAUGCCUGUACCAAACGGGCCGAACGUUGGGGCGAAGGCAAUAGGUGUGUUUGGAGGCCUGGAUCUGUUCGGUAAGACUAGGAACGUGUGCUGGACUCACCUGGCCCAGACAGCUGCAGCAGGUGCAAACACCAUCACACUUGCAGAUGCCGUGGACUGGCAGGUUGAUGAGGAAAUAGUCAUCACCACCACCAGUUUCGACGCCUGGCAGACGGAGACGUUCAAGAUCACCGAUGUGUCUACAGACGGCAGGACUCUCACCCUGAAUUCCAGUCUUGCCUAUGAACACAUCUACCACAGCGACACGGUGAACGGUAAGACCUACACCAUGGCUGCAGAGGUGGGUCUCCUCACCAGGAACAUCAAGAUUAAGGGUGCGGACUAUCAGGGACUCUUCUCAGAGUCCUUUGGUGCCAGGGUGCUGGUUGGCUCCUUCAACACAGGAGGACAAACAUACACAGGCUACGCGAGAAUCAAGAAUGUGGAGUUCUACCACACAGGGCAGGAAGGCUGGAACGCCUUCUAUGAUCCACGCUUCUCCCUGGCCUUCGUCAACACUGGAGACGUCUCAGACGCAAAACCGUCUUUGGUCGAGAACAACGCCUUCCACAACGGCUUUUCCCCUGGUAUUGGUGUGUACGGAACAAACAAGCUGGAGAUCAUCAACAACAUCGUACAUCACACUGUUGGGCAAGGAAUGAUCAUUGAGGGUUCAUGGAACAGCCUGACCAGAAACCUGAUCGCCCUGUCCAUCUGGCCCGGUGCUUACCAGGACCGUAAGGAGGAGAACAGCGAGAAAUGGGAGGCAGCUCUGGAGAUCAUGGAUGCCACCAACAUUGUGCUGAAGGACAAUGUUAUAGCCGGAGCAGAACGUGUCGGAGUACACCUAGAUGGCGAGCCGUGUCCUGGUGUGGACAACCCAGUAGACAGUUGGAGUGGAAACGUCAUCCACUCAGCCCUCCAUGGCACCCACGUGUAUGAGGACGGCCUGCCCGAGUGCUCCAUGAUCUCCAACUUCCUCAUCUACAAGUGUUACAGCUACGGAGUCUACUUCCAGUCUGUGUCCAGUGCUGUACUAAACAACGUGACGUCAGUUGAUAACGGAAUCGGCUCCUUCACGUCAAUCAUCGGACCACCGUCUCUCUCUCACCAGGGUAAAAACAAGUUUGUGCAGAUACAAGACUCCUUAUUUGUCGGGAGGAGUGCAGCCUUCAGCUGUGAAGAUGACGUCUUGGAUCUAAGUGACGACAACAUUGAGAUUGCACAGGCACUUGGAGGCCUGGGCUUCCCCAGCGAGAAGGGCACUUCGGGAGGACACAUCGGGAUUUCUUUCCCCGGCUUUGUUUCUGCGUUCAGUGCCUCCCCUCAUCACCCUUGGGACAGCCAAAUGGAUUACCCUGCACUGCUGGGGGUCACUGAAGUAAAGGAUGUAACAUUUUCCAACUUCGGCGAAGCAUGCGGAGGUCAGCAGGAUGUUGCGUUCCAUACCUGGAACAGUAACGAGGACCUGAUGCAUCCCAUCGAGACAGAGGGACUCCAUUUUGUAGACGUUGAUGAAAACAACAUAGCCUUCAUUGGGCGGCCUUCACUGGGAAAGAUCAACCCAGCUGACUGCGUAGACAUGGAGUGUGACGGGAAGAAGGAGACGUUCAUCAAGGACCGUGACGGCACCUUCCUGCCGUCGGGAGUACCCGGAGCCCUGAUCCCGCAGGCGGAGUGGGAGUGGGACGGUGACCCCAGGAGAGGGCUGGGAGACUACCGCAUCCCCAAGACCAUGCUGUCUGAUCUGGAUGGAAGUCAGAUGGACAUUGAUGGCAUCGUGACUGCAGGACGAGGUAUUAUCAGAACUCAGAGCUGUGAAAACAAUGAUGAGCUGCAUGGUCACCUUUGUCCCGAUCUCAACUACGAGAUGCUGGUGAUCGAGAGCCUUGACGAAGACACGGAGACCCGCAGGCUGUCACCUGUAGCUCUGCUGGCUGACGGGUACAUAGACCUGCUCCAAGGGCCUCAGGAUCACGGCUGGUGCGCUGGGUACACCUGCCAGAAGCGUAUCUCCACCUUCUGGGGUGUCGUAGCCACAGAGAAGGACUACCUCAUCCACUUCAGCGGUGUGAGUCCCCAGAACCUCCGUCUACAGCUCCUCAACACCGCCCCUGAAAGAUCCAUGGUCAUCGGCAUCUACUACUCCAGGCCUGAAAGACUUGACGUGUACUUGGACGGUAGUUUCGUCGAGCCAAAGAACUUCGACCCUGCCACAGGAGGAAUCGUAGCCGGGAACCACAAGCCAACAUUGAGCGAUGAACCUGGUGCUAACUUCAUGGACAUCGAAUGGCAGACUCUGUAUUUCACUCUGACGGGGUCCUCUACCGUUACAAUCAAACAGACAGAUGUGAUCGUAUUAACAUUCGGGAUGCCGCCGGUGACGGUAGAGGACUUUUUCUCCUCCGACCAGCUAGUGAACAACCUCUGCCUGUUCCUGAACAUCCCGGCUGACAAGGUACGCGUGAUGGACGUCGUGCGUGAGGACAGCUCGCGUCGCCGCCGUGCAGUCGAUACCAUGACUGUUGUGAUCCAGAUAGGAGAGCCACCAACCCAGUACCUCAACGGAACCGCUGAUAACAGCCUCUCGUAUGACGAUCUACUCAAUCUGACAUCCACAACGGUGAACGCUGUGCAAACAGGUGAACUAGACAGUGUGUUCGGAACAACCGUGACCAGCGUAUCUGUAGUCGACCCGAUCCCGCCUGUGGAGAGUCAGGAGUGGCGCGAGCUGACGGUGGAUCGGACCCUGACGGACGAUUACGUCAUGCCGAGUUCCCUGAUAGUGCACACCCAACCAGAGCCUCUUCACGAGAUGGCUGACUUCGCUGUUCAGCCCAAGAUCCAGGCACUGGACAAAGACGGCAAGCAUAUGUUACAUCUUGGUCACGUCAGCACCCCCUGGCAAGUCACUGCCUCCCUGCCGAGGGGAGAGAACAGGGCGACCCUGCAUGGUACUCUAAGUGUACCGUACAUCAACGGCUGGGCCAACUUUACUGACCUCAAAAUUUCCCACAGUGGUGAGAAUUAUACACUCGUAUUCAAGGUGAGCGAGAGCACCCAUACUCCUCUGGACGUCCGAAGUCAGGCUUUCGAUGUGACAACGAUACCAAUCAGAGCUGCUAUCUUUAGCCAACCAGAGACAGCCACCGUUGACGAACCUUUCAACCUUCAACUUGAGCUGAGAGACGCUGUGACUGGACAGGCGAUAACUGACAUCGCUUGGAAGGGGUUGAGCUGGUCAGUUUCUGUCUCUCUGAUGGAGCCAGUACCAGACCUGUACAAGGGCAGCAUCAGGGGAAACAUCGAUACGACAUUUGACGUUGUGAGCGGCCAUGCUACGUUCCGAGACAUCUCCCUCACGCAGGCAAGUCGUUAUCAUCUCCAGUUCCACAUCACCACGGACCCACCCAUGGAGGAAUACGACUUUACCUACACUCCAGCCCCGAUCGACAUCUUCCCACCAGGAUUCGGGAUGCCCUCGGGAGUUUCCAAGGUCGUACAGAUCAUCUUUGAUGCCGACUUCUACCAGACUGUUGGAGACCACGAACUCUACUUCGAGACCUUCAUGAUGAACGCUCUCAACGCCAAUUUCAGCACGGUGUACUUUUCUGCUGCAAACGCAUUCGCAGGAAGUGUUGUGGUGGACUUGACCGUGACCGGUCCGGAGGAUGAGGUGGAGGCUGCGUUGUUACGUCUGUGGUACCAGGUGCAACAGCCAUUGAAGGUCACGUUCAACGGUAACACCAUGGAAACUAUCGACAUCAUGUACGUUGAUGGUCAUCGGUAUUAUGGUACGGAAACGGUGAGUGGUCAUCUGUUAGUUCGCCUUUACUGUCAUUUGGAAAUAACAUUAAUCUACGACACAAAAGUGGAAACCUGA